This is a messenger RNA of Brachypodium distachyon (stiff brome), 1193 nucleotides long. RefSeq names its product nifU-like protein 4, mitochondrial. Bases 33 to 839 code for a protein of 268 amino acids. The record is from RefSeq and is a predicted model, not a curated record. Gene Ontology annotation, cellular component: mitochondrion. Gene Ontology annotation, biological process: iron-sulfur cluster assembly. The transcript has 6 exons. Gene Ontology annotation, molecular function: iron-sulfur cluster binding; iron ion binding. NCBI's taxonomy places the organism in Eukaryota, Viridiplantae, Streptophyta, Magnoliopsida, Poales, Poaceae.
AGAGAAGAGCGCAACGCAAGCAGAGAGAGGCAAUGGCGAUGGCGAGGAGGAGGGUCGUAGCGCUCGCGUCCCAGUUUCUCCAGAGGCGGCGGCUCCCCGCGCCUCGGUUCCUCUCGUCGGCUGCGGCCGGCGCUCUCGACCGCCUCAACUCGCCGCCUUUCGCGCGCCCGUCGGCUCUCAGGAACCCCGCCCCUCCUUCCCCAUGGGAUCGGCUCGGAGGGCAGAGGAGGACCAUGUUCAUCCAAACGCAGUCGACACCCAACCCGCAGUCGCUCAUGUUCCAUCCUGGCAAGCCGGUUAUGGAAGUUGGGAGCUCCGACUUCCCAAAUGUUCGGACCGCCAUGACAUCUCCUUUGGCCAAGGCGCUGUUCGCGAUCGAUGGAGUUACCAGAGUGUUCUUUGGAUCUGAUUUUGUAACUGUGACAAAAUCAGAUGAAACUUCUUGGGAUUAUCUUAAGCCUGAGAUCUUUGCUGCGAUAAUGGAUUUCUACUCAUCUGGGCAACCACUUUUUCUGGACUCAAAUACAGCUGCUGCUAUGGACACAGCAAUUCAUGAGGAUGACUCAGAAAUAGUUGCUAUGAUAAAAGAAUUGUUGGAGACUCGCAUCCGGCCAGCUGUUCAAGAUGAUGGUGGUGACAUUGAAUACCGAGGAUUUGACCCAGAAACAGGGAUAGUGAAGCUAAAAAUGCAAGGUGCCUGCAGUGGCUGUCCAAGUUCAUCAGUCACGUUGAAAUCUGGCAUAGAGAACAUGCUCAUGCAUUAUGUGCCCGAGGUGAAAGGAGUGGAGCAGGAGUUUGAUGGUGAUGAGGAAGCCGAAUUGGCCGGCCAGGUGGAAUGAGUUUCUACGGGCAAACCACAAACCACAACCCUGUCACAUGUUGUUCAGGGAAACCAUGCUACGCAUGAAAUGUUUGGGAGAAUUCGAACCUCUCCCAAAGCCGUAGGCUAUCACUAUAUUUUCUGAGAUAAAUCAGGAAUAGCCUGACGUUUUUGCGACGAUUAGACGGUUGUAGUUUUGAUCAGAUGUAUCCAAGAAGCAGACUAUCAUACAUGGUAGAGAAGCGGCAGUAGCCUAUAAACCAACAUGGGUGUGCUAGGGCUGAAUAAAGUGACACUUGAUUGAUCUUACUUUUUGUCCAACUCUGUAUAUGCUGAGCUUGUCUAACUAAUGGCAAAGGUUUUUACUUUGGCA